AUGCCGCCGCGAAUCCUGUACCUCCACGGCCUGGAGGGGGGCCGUGGGUCGGACAAGGAGAAGAUGCUGGAAAAGGUUUUCGGAAAACAGGAUGUCAAAGCUGUCAACCUCAAGACUCGCCAGACGAUCAUGCUUUUCACCGGGCUGUUCACUCUUGUGGCCAUAUUGUUUGUUUGUGCAUUCGUGGCAUGUUUCAUCGUACUGAAGUGGUACAUCGGCCUUCUGGUCACACUCCUGGGCAUCCUCUUGCUGGUUGGGGGUUACUGGGUUGCCGGCAGGGUCGUCACUCAGUAUAUGGUAAAACAGGCCAAACGACUGGCGGAGAAAAAGUUCAAAGAAUUCAAGCCGAAUGUGAUCGUUGCCGAGACAUUCGGAGCCGUUGUCGCGUUGAGCAUGAACGUCCCUAAAGUGGCGAUGCUGCUGCUAUCUCCAGCGCAGGACCAAUACACUAGGUUCAUGAAGAUGACCACGUACUGGGGCAUUGGUGCAUAUCCCUACGUCAUGGUUGUCCAUGGCUCCCACGACAAAACCAUUCCCCUUGAUGAUUCUGUUCGUCUUAUUGAGACCAGCGAAGUCGGCCGCUGCAGGCUAGAAGUUGUCGACGACAAUCAUGCGCUUAAGGGUGUCACAGAGGAAGAUCUCCAGAACUGGGUGAAGGAAGUCUACACAAUCGGGAAGCAGCAAGCCAGGAAGAUGGCGGCAGCAGGUGACAAGCAUGUGGAUGCUUCGCUCUUUGGUGACGAGGAAGAUGAUGUCAAAACGUCUGUGGGAACAGCCGAAGCAGUUUAA
Molecule: messenger RNA, 789 nt
Organism: Neospora caninum
Lineage: Eukaryota; Apicomplexa; Conoidasida; Eucoccidiorida; Sarcocystidae
Exons: 5
Coding region: 1-789 (262 amino acids)
Source: RefSeq, a predicted model, not a curated record